Larimichthys crocea (large yellow croaker) is the source of this 3320-nucleotide messenger RNA. It is a transcript of the gene ap5m1, whose product is annotated as adaptor related protein complex 5 subunit mu 1. Gene Ontology annotation, cellular component: cytosol; late endosome; lysosome. The record is from RefSeq and is a predicted model, not a curated record. Gene Ontology annotation, biological process: endosomal transport. Bases 154 to 1629 code for a protein of 491 amino acids. The transcript has 8 exons. NCBI's taxonomy places the organism in Eukaryota, Metazoa, Chordata, Actinopteri, Sciaenidae.
GUGAACCAGCUGCACGCACCGGGAAGUGAGCCGCUGCGUUCAAACCCAGCGACUAAUGUUUGGAUUUUACAGAUUAAGCACGAAAAGAUGCGAAUAUUAAUAUCGGAGUCACGCAGUAGUCUGUAGAUUGAGGAGUUCAGUGCAGCCGGACAAAUGAGUGUGCGCGCUUUGUGGAUUAUUUCUCACGAGAAGGGUGAAAAUGUGUCAGUGCGCUUCUCAAGGAGGUUUGCCACCGUGGAGCACCGUGCAAAGAGCCUGGCAGGUUCCUCAUAUGUAGCAGUCCCAGAAGAAAACACCCUGCUGCAGCUUCUGCUCACUGAGCUGGGGCUUUCAGACUCAGAAAAGUCCUAUGUAGCUCUCAGAGAUGAUUGCCUUCACCGGCAGCGAUCCCCAGCCAUGGAGCUGCGUGUGGAUGGUCCUGGAAAGGGAAUACUUUGGCCAGUGUUGGCCAUCUCGCAAGGGCCUCUUAUCCUAGCUUGCCUGCCUUUAGUGGAUGCCCCUGUUGAGCCACGGCCACCACUUGCCAGCCUGCUGUCUGUCUCCCAGGGCCUCACGCUCCUGGCAGGUCUGCAGACUUUUCUCCUCGGCCCUGGGGGUAAGCCUGAUAGCGAGGGGCUGGCCUCUCGCCUGGCGAUGCUGCCUGCUAUACUCCUGCAGGUUUGUCCACUUGGUUCACCUCUGGAUGUGCCAAUCCUAGGGGCACCUGCUACACCCACAGUGCCCAUUCCUGCUGGGAACCAGAAGCAGCCAGUCUGGAAGACAGGGCUCCAUCGCGGUCGAGCUGUGGUGAACGUAGCACUGAUAGAAACAGUACGCUCCAUGCAGUAUGGUAAUCGGAGCAGGCAAGACCUGUGGGAUGUAUAUGGCACUGUGACGUGCAAAUGUGAAGUGGAAGGGGUGCUCCCAAAUGUGAUGGUGACCCUCACACUGCCACCUAAUGGUUCUCCGCUACAGGACAUCCUGGUUCAUCCUUGUGUCACCUCACUGGAUUCUAGUAUCCUGACUGCUAGCAGCGUGGAUAACUAUGAUGGCUCAGCUUUCUCCGGGCCAUAUAAGUUCCCCUUCUCUCCUCCUCUGGAGCCUUUCAGACUAUGCAGUUAUACAUCUCAGGUACCCGUUCCCCCUAUUCUCGGCUCAUAUCGACUGAAGGAAGAAGAGAACCAGCUGCAUGUGUCAGUAACCCUCAAACUUCAUGAGAGUGUGAAGAACAGCUUCGAGUACUGUGAAGCACACCUGCCAUUCUUUAACAGGGAUCAGAUGGGUGUCGUGGAUGUGAAGGUGAGCUCUGGACAACUGGAUGUCUCAAAGGAGAAGAACCUGCUGAUCUGGGCCAUGGGACAAAAGUUCCCUAAAUCUCGUGAGGUCACAAUGGAAGGCAAGAUCAGCUUUUCUGGGCCAACACCAGGACCCACUGACUCCCUCUGCACAGAACUUACAGCCUAUAUCAAACUGUAUUUUAAAGUGCCUGACAUGACGCUCUCUGGGUGCAGUGUGGACCAGCAUUCGGUGCAAGUUUAUUCCUCUGCCAAACCACGGAUUGUAACAUCCCGAGAACUUGUAUCCAAAGAGUACUUCAUAUGGAAUUCAACAGGAACUGCUCCAGUAUCCUCUGGGCAGAUGAUGCUAUAACAUGGAUACAUUGGUGGAAAGGUGCACAGUUAUACUAUAUACCACAACAGGACUGAAGAUCAAUCACACCAUAUGUCAAGCAUAUACCGUGAUCUAGACUGGAUGUGUGACCCUGUGAAAUAUAUUUGUUACCUGAGAGCUCAAAAAUGAAAAUGUAAAUAUCAGUGAAAAUAAUUUGUAGCCCAACACAGUUUACAAUGUUCAAAUUUUGACUGAAAGUAUUGAUUUUGUUAAUAGAUGCAUACUAUUUAAAAAGAAUACCUGCCCAUGUAGUCCAACUUCUUUUAUCCCUCAGCCUUCACCCUCCCACAAAUUUAUCCCAUUGCAGACACAAGGGCCACCCCUCGCUCUGACAGUCCCACUUCAGUGACUCUCCAUCAGCCGGAUAAUUAGCAGCUGGGGCCUUGUCAUCAGCUGUUGUGGGCCUGGAGUAGAGGGGCGGCUGGGCUGUGAAAGGCCAGGCUGCUCUGGCCAGUGUCUUGGCUACAAAAGGCUCCUCUUUUAGAGCUGGCAGGAGUCCUUGCCCCCCCCCCUACAUCACUACCAAUCACUCCCCCCACCCCCUUUUGACCCCGACCCCACCCUGUCAACUAGUGGCUAGUUCAAACACACAGCCUCUCCAACCAGACUGUGAUUGACCGCUGACCCUCUGGCCUUCUGAGACUUGAAAGCAGCCGGUCCCAUUCAGCGAGCAGGGACCUGCCUAAUUGGUGAAAAAGUCACAAGGAUGGAAGUGCUUUGGUUGCCUCUUGAAGUUACAUUGGUGCUUUAACUCAAUUAAUGCAGAACUUUAAGUAUAUGGUUUUGGUCUUUAUUGUUAUAAUACAAGUGUCAGGGUAGACCUCCCUUUAUAACCAAUACUGAAUUAUAAAGAAAUCAUUUAAAGAGAGGCAAUUCAUUCAUUGUUUGUCACUGUUUACUAUUACCAACAUUUUGACGAGUUUACACACACACACACACACACACACACACACGUACACACUUUACAUUACUAAUAUGUAAGCCUCACCUCAGUGUAUAUUAAGUUGACUGACGAGCUAGCCGAUGAAGGGUUAAAUCAGAGGAGAUUGUGCCCCACUAUUCCUCAGCAGCCAGACUCCUCUGAGUGCCCUCAUUGUCUGCUGCUGGCCUCUUGUGCCCCUUGCUGGUCCAAAUGCUACAUUCUCACGUGGAUUUCCACUCAGAAGGCUGACCAUGACCAAUCCUCUGUCAAUUGGAACCAAUUGCUCACACGGCAUCCUUCACCUUCUUUUUAUGUAGCAGUACGGAGUGGCAGACACUGAGACCUCUGGGCUCUCCCCCCUCCAUGAUGAUUUGGCUUUAAGGCCCAGUGUGUAUGGCUAGCGAACUGGAAAAGGAGAAGGUUUUUUUUUUUGAAGAGUUGGGCCACUCUAAAUCUCCUCAGUAUCCCAAUAUGUGGUCAGUCUGGCUCCUCAAGUCUGCAGUCAGUGGCCUCUCACUGGCAGACUUUGCUUUGUUAAAUGAAUGGCUUGCUAAGUAGAUGGACUCGUUUUAAUGUUUUGCUUUGCUCCAGUCCCUUAAGCUCAUACCUUUAGACCUUUUUUUUUCCAGAAUCAUUAAUUAUUUAUUUAAUUUACAGUUGUAUACACACACAGGAAAGGGAUUGACACUUUUGUACAAUAAUCACUGAAAUAAAGCAAAAUGGGACAAAAUAAAUUUGUGAAAGUAAA